AGGGUGAAGGCCGAGGAUGUACCGAAGACUGCUUUCAGAACAAGAUAUGGUCAUUACGAGUUCGCAGUGAUGCCUUUUGGAGUGACGAAUGCUCCUGCAAUUUUCAUGGACUACAUGAAUCGUAUUAUUCAUCCGUUCUUGGACAAGUUCGUGGUGGUGUUUAUUGAUGAUAUAUUGAUCUACUCGAAGUCUGAAUAA
Trifolium medium is the source of this 198-nucleotide messenger RNA. The record is from the annotation of a GenBank genome assembly. Lineage: Eukaryota; Viridiplantae; Streptophyta; Magnoliopsida; Fabales; Fabaceae.